AUGAGCAGCAACAGCUCCGCCAUACUCGGCAACCCGCCUAACAAUGAAGAUGACUUCUUCAUCGUCCGGGGCAUCUUUCGGUCGGUCGGGCUCUUCGGUGCGAAUGCCAGCAGGGGGUGGAUAACGGUACCGAAAGAGCCCGCGGGACAUGUGUACGAGACGAAGCAGCCGGGCAUCAUCGCCGGCAUGGUCAUCGUCAUACUGCUGAUAUCUGUGGUGACGGCUACGAGGCUCGCACUCAGUCAGGAAACAAGGCUGACCUCAGGCGACCCGCAGUCCAUCGCAGUCACAUAUCCGAUCCUCCAGAUCCUCAUGGUGGUCCAGGGCGGAGCAGGCCACCACGUCUGGGAGGUGACGUACGCGCAGUACAAUGUCUACGCCUACUACGGCCGCGUUUGCCAGAUAAUAUUCUACAUCGCAGUCGGCCUGAUCAAGAUCUCCAUCACCCUCUUCAUCCGGCGCAUCGUCGACUGCAUCUCCCGCUUCUGGACCAUCAUCACCGACCUCUUCCUCGCCCUCGAGGUCGCCUACGUCCUGCUCGCCGUCUUCUGGCAGGUCCUCCUCUGCGAGCCGCCCCGCGCGAGCUGGGACCGCUGGUACGCCGGCAGCCUGGACAGCCCGGCCUCGUGCCUGGACAACACGCUCUCGGUUCGCACCCUGCGAGUCGCCCACCUCGCCCUGGGCGUGCUGCUGCUCCUAACCCCCGUCGUCAUCCUGUGGAACGUGCGCAUGCGCUGGCAGAAGAAGGCCCGGCUCUUCCUGAUCUGGGCCGCCGGCGCCCUGAGCGUCAUCGGCGGCCUGCUGCAGCAGCUGCAGACCAUAUCCAAGGACUCGACGUGGAGCUACACCGACAUCCUCGUCUGGACCUGCCUUGAUCUCUGUAUGGGCACCAUCACUGCCAGCCUCCCCGUCAUGGACGGCUGGCUCUUCGGCUCCUGGGGCGGAACCGUCAACGGCGGCAGCCGAGCUGCCGCCGCCGCCGUCCAGGGGGGUAGCGGCGGCACCGCGGCCAGCAGCGCCUUCAGGAGGGCCGCCGCGGCUGGUUCGGGCUCCGGGUCCGGGUCCCAGGAGAAUUUCAUCCGGGUCGACCACGAGGUGGAGCUGACGUACACGCCGACCAAGACCAGCAACCACUUCGACAACGACGCGGUCCUCUCGAAGCAUGGCGGUGCCGACGUGGGCUCGGAAGCGUGGGAACAUCAGAACGGGCCUACUGCCCCAGCUAAGGUGCAGUAUAGGCCAUAG
Diaporthe citri is the source of this 1245-nucleotide messenger RNA. RefSeq lists its product as uncharacterized. NCBI's taxonomy places the organism in Eukaryota, Fungi, Ascomycota, Sordariomycetes, Diaporthales, Diaporthaceae. The record is from RefSeq and is a predicted model, not a curated record. The transcript is spliced from 2 exons. Bases 1 to 1245 code for a protein of 414 amino acids.